Messenger RNA from Ruditapes philippinarum (Manila clam), 2584 nucleotides. Its product is annotated as multiple inositol polyphosphate phosphatase 1-like. Gene Ontology annotation, molecular function: acid phosphatase activity; inositol phosphate phosphatase activity. Lineage: Eukaryota; Metazoa; Mollusca; Bivalvia; Venerida; Veneridae. The record is from RefSeq and is a predicted model, not a curated record. The annotation marks the transcript as partial. The transcript has 5 exons.
AAAGCUGAAACUUGUAGUCAAAACCCAGAUUUCCAAUUUCUGAACACUUGGGAAAAUGACUUUCCAGAAAGUGAAGAAAAACAAUUAGUUGAUGAGGGCGAGGAUGAACAUUAUGAACUUGGACAAAGAUAUGGCAAACGCUUAUUUAACCUCUAUGCAGAUAGUCUUGAUAAUGUGAAAUUUGUAUCAUCAAGUAAAGAAAGAUGUACAGAAAGUGCUCUGUCAUUUUAUGAAGGGCUGAGUGAAGUAGUGUUACAUGAAGCCUUUGAUAAUCUUAAGCCAAUCAUAAAUGACAAUAUUCUGAGAUUUCAUACUAAAUGUGUUAAAUUUAUUGAAGAAGUUGAAAAUGAUAGAACUCAUAUGAAGGUUCAUAAAAAGUUUAAAACAAGCAAUGAAAUGAAUUUGCUUUUAGAGAGAGUCCAAAAACGAUUAGGACUUGAACAUGCAACACUAAAUGCAGGUGAACUGAAAUUGAUUUAUUUCUGGUGCACAUUUGAGAUGAUUAUUUUAGAAAAAGAUGAUUGGUGUCAUAUGUUGACAGAUGAAGAUAGAGAAGUUAUAGAAUAUCACAAUGAUUUGAAGCAAUAUUGGAAAAAGGCAUAUGGACAUCCUGUGAUAGCUGAAAUGGCUUGCCCCCUGAUGACAGAAAUAUUUGGAACACUAGAUAAAGUCAUUGAAACUCAAUUAAACAACAUGAAUCAGAGAGGAAAUGUGGCAUCCUUUUACUUUGGUCAUACAGAAAGUUUAGCGCCUUUGUAUGCUGCAUUAGGCCUAUUUAAUGACUCAUCACCUUUACUCGAUACCAAUUUUCACGAAAUGAAAGACAGAGUAUUUAAAUCUAGCAAAAUUCUGCCAUUUUCUGCCAAUAUUGCCAUGGUGCUUUAUAAAUGUGACUAUAAGGACGAACCCGAGCCUAGUAUCAAUGACUUUGUGUUAAGAAUUUAUGUGAAUGAACAGCCUGUGAGUAUACCAGCAUGUGGCGACUAUGUUUGCAGUUAUAAGCUAGUUAGAUAUUCAUAUACACAACUUGUGGACCAGUGUGAUUUUGAUGAAUUCUGUAGAACUAAGAAGCAUGAUGAAUUGUGACGUUAUUAUAGAUUUAAAAGUUUGAUUUAAUGAAAUGGGUAGUGUUGAUAUUCAGUCAUAAUUUCAUAUCUACUUGAAAGGAAGAUUGUAUAUCUUUAGUCUUACAUAUAAACUAAAUAUGACAUGUUAAAUUUUAAGUAUUUGUGGGGCUGUCCUAGUCACCCCUGCAUCGGCAUCCAGAUUUCAGAUUAAAGUUUUGGUGCAGUAAAAUAAUUUUUACUAUAACUGUUUUAUUUCUUGAGGUAUCAACUUCAAACUUCCAACCAAGGUUCAUAUCUCCCCUUGAACUUAGAAUUUUCCAUAAAAAGUGAUAUUGUUUACUCUUCUUUGUUCCACAAGGAAUAAACUUCAAACUUUAAAUGUUUGUUCCUUAUCAUCACCCACAUCAUGUGUGACAAGAUUCAUAACUCUAACAUGAAUAUUUCCGAAUUAUCUCCCCACCAACCAUAUGAUAAUGAUAGAACAAGGUAUAUAACUCUAGAGUCUAGUGUCAAUAUUUCCAGAAUUAUCUGCCCGUUGAACAUAGAAUUUUUCUUAUUUAUUCUGUAACUUCUUUAUUUCUCAAGGUUAUAAUGCACUUCAAAUAUAAUAUAUGUUAUCAACACCUACAUCAUAUGUUAUUAGAUUUGUAAGUCUAGAACUAUUUUUUUUUUAACCAUAGAUGGUAUCCACUCAAGACAGAACAUGACUGUUUCUUUGUCAUCAAUCACAUUAUAUUUUACAAGGUUCAUAACUCGAGUAUCUUUAUUGCAAGAGUUAUCUCCUCUUUGAACUAAGAAUAUUGUUUAAAAAAUAUUACAUACUUUUUGCCCUUAGACUUAUCAUCUUUGUUUCUGAAGGGAUUGACUACAAAAAUUUCAAAUUGUUGUCUUUUCCAUCAGAGCAAAGAAAUUUCUGUUUCAGGAUCAUUGAUAUUGUCAUAUGCAUGAUAUAUAUAUAUAUAUAUAUUUGUGUCAUAGUUUUGUGUACCUUUACUGCAUCCAGUAUUUAGUUAGUCUCCUCUGACAGCUCUUGUUUGUAUUUUUCAUAAAUGUUUUGAAAUAGCAAUAUCAAGGGAGAAAGUUUUAUUAUGUAAACAGGAGCUAUGCUGUUGAGUGAUAUUUAUAAUUUCACAAAUGUAAUACCAGUUUAUAGGCAUUGAUGAAUGAAUAAUAUAGGGAUAUGGCAAAGAAAAACAAGGAAAAAGCAUGUAGCCAUUAGGAUCAACUGAUAACAAUGACACUUUAGUCACUUAGGAUUAGGAACAAUUUAAAAGGCACCUUUUCUCUAUUUCAAAUCCUGAAAGUUACAUUGUGGCUAUAAUGUAUUGGUUAUUCCUUGAUCCAAAUUAACAUAAUGAGACAUAAAGCCUCGGUCUCACUUACUCCCGGCAGAGCCCAGGACCAUCCCGGUAAGUUACCGGGAUGAUCCGGGAUGAAAUUAUUGUUGCGGUCACACUUACCCCGGCAGCACUACGGUAGUUCCCUACUAACCACCCAGGAUGCGCCCCGGAUCAUCC